CCCCGCCUCCUCCCCCGCCGCUGCGGGCCGGGCCGGGCCGGGCCGGUGCCGCCUCCCGGGUAGGGCCGGGGGAUGGACGAGCAGCUGCUCCGGGCCCUGGGGGGGCUUCGCCUGCAGCCCCCGCCGCCACGCUUCAGCGGGAGGUUGGUGCUGCUGCGGGGGCUGCCUGGCUCCGGGAAGACCACCCUGGCCAGACAACUGAAACGUGACCAUUCCAGUGCUGUAGUUCUUAGUACCGAUGACUUCUUUAUCGAAAAUGGGGUGUAUGUGUUUGAGCCUGACCUCCUCGAGGAUGCACACAAAUGGAACCAAAAGCGAGCGCGCAAAGCAAUGAAGAAUGGGAAAAGCCCGGUUAUUAUUGAUAAUACCAACAUCCAUGCUUGGGAAAUGAAGCCCUAUGUGAUGAUGGCACGUGAAAAUAGGUAUGAAGUUAUAUUCCAAGAACCAGAUACACCCUGGAAGUUCAAUGUUCGGGAGCUGACAAGAAGAAAUACUCAUCACGUCCCUCGAGAAAAGAUACAGCGGAUGAAAGACCAAUAUGAGCACAAUGUUACCUUCCACAGUGUUCUUCACUCUGAAAAACCAAGCAGAGAUGAAAGAAGCUCCAGAGGACCAAAUCCAGCUUACGGGAUGGGUGCCCGUUUCGACCCCCCUCCUGUCUUCUCCAACAGAAGACCUCACGUGGCACAUACAAACACCACGCCAUUUAACUGAAGAGGUGGAUUCCUCACCGCGUUUUAAUGAUCAGGGUAUAAAAGUCUCUAGUUGUACAUUUUUUUUUCUAAACGGUUUUUUAUUCUUGUAUUUUUCUACUACGUGUAUAAUGACCUUUUUUUCUUACAAAUCUUUAAAUGUGUCUGGACUAUGAUCUCACAGCUCGACGUGACCGACCUGAGAGCACUCUCCCCGGUACAGACUGUGCUCCCUCUUGUUCCUCUUCCUCCACGAAAAUCCAUUCCAGCUUAUGGUGAAAUUUACUGGCUCUGCCACACGCCUUUUGGGUUUUUUUCCCCUGUAUUGUGCUCUGUCACUAAUAGAGGAUGAUAAAUACUCCUAAAUUCUUUCUAGCAGGACAUGUAGCCAAUUUCUUCUCCAUGCCAUUUCUUUUUCAGCAGUCACUUGCCAUUUCAAUACUCUAUAUCUGUAAUUUUAAUUGACAUUUUAAUACUUUCUUGCCAUUUUAACACUCUUUAUCUGGUUGUAUAACCUUUUGUGCCUUCCCAGUGCACCUUGCCUAGAGCCUUACUGCUGCCUUUGAGAGAGGCAAAAUAAAGGGUGGAAAAGGUAGCUCUGGCAGAUUGCAGCAAGAUCUGAUGCUGUUCCCCAUCUACACCUCUGCUGUCUGGAUUCACACUGGUCUUACCUCAGCUCUGUCACAGCCAAAACAGCUUCUCCAGCUUGGAGGCAGAACACUUCAAUGCACCAAACAGCCCUUGAUCUUGCCACGACACAGGAAUUCCACUGAUCCUGAGACGAGUCCGUACAUGGAGGCUCCUAAAAGGAAACAUCAGUGUUAGGGUUGUGCUUGUUACCUUCCAAGUAGGAGCAGCUCUGAAUAGCUGCAGCACAAGGCUCCCAAAUACCCAAACCAACUCAGAAAUAAAAAAUAACGACUUAAAAAAUGUUCUUGCAAGGGGAGAAAUCAACUCCUUCCACCGCUGAAGUGCCAAGAAGCCGCUGAGUGAGGAAGGAAGCAAUCCUGCAGGGGUUUUAGCCGCACUGUUAAAUUCUGCUGAUUAUGUCCUUAUCAAGAAGCCUCAUCAAACAUUUUUAAAACUCAGCAUUUGUGAUGGCAGUUUUAAGCAGGUGUGGAUUAUUAGGCAUUGCUCAGAGGGCAGGACAGUAGUGAGUUUACAGUAGGAAAUGAAGGCAGCUCACAUUGGACAGGAAGAAAAAUGGGUAUAACUGCUAAGGGCAUAUAGGAGGUGUAACAAAAUAUGCUGCUUCUGGGCAAAAGCCAAGCUGUCUUCAGGACACUGUGCAUGUAUGAGGUAAGUUGUAUUUUCUACUCAAGCUGCGUUUAAAGCAGCAGUAUCAUCAUUGUAAUUAAGUGUGAACUAGGGGGCCUAGGGAACCUGCAGUGCACAGUGGUUUACAGAACUAUCAGCAAGCCCGUCCUGCUACAAUGUCCAGCUUGGUGACAGGAGCCACCCCCAGUUCAGCACUGGGGAAUGGCACAGGACCCCUGAAAGGCUGCCGAGUGGGAGCUGGGGGUCUCAGUUCUGAAACAUCCUCCCUCCUUUGCCCCACGCGUGGUGGGAAGCCGUGGGGAAAGGGGCAGCCUGACAACAAAUGGCCUGACAUGUGGAGCUGGCAGCCAGUCCAGCAGGGCUGCUGCUCUCCCCAGUGGGGAAACUCCCAGUUCCGAGACGCUUCACCUGUUGAAAUUAAUGAGAACAAAGUAAUGAAUUCAAGUAGUAACUCACUCCCAGCAGAAGGAUCUCGCGAUGAAAUCAAAGAAAGAUUUAAUUAUCUUUCAUGAUGCAGUGGCCUCGAGUGCUUCUUCAGGAAGGAGCAGCUCAGAAACACUGACCAAGGAUCUACCAUUGAUACCCAUGUAUGGCCUUUUGCUACGCAUCAAUCACAGCUGUUCUCUAAAGCUCUUUUAGCACAAUAGGGAGAGUUUGAGGGGAAAAUUACAAGAACUAUGGCAGAAUUACAGAGCAAUAUUUCAGAAUUAAUGUUUGCUAACAAUAAACUUAGAGAAUUGC
Molecule: messenger RNA, 2711 nt
Organism: Calidris pugnax (ruff)
Lineage: Eukaryota; Metazoa; Chordata; Aves; Charadriiformes; Scolopacidae
Gene: N4BP2L1
Product: NEDD4 binding protein 2-like 1
Exons: 5
Coding region: 73-714 (213 amino acids)
Source: RefSeq, a predicted model, not a curated record